Messenger RNA from Nezara viridula (southern green stink bug), 1282 nucleotides. The record is from the annotation of a GenBank genome assembly. NCBI's taxonomy places the organism in Eukaryota, Metazoa, Arthropoda, Insecta, Hemiptera, Pentatomidae.
CCGAUGUCUUCGAUGAGCUCAACGCUGAGUUUAGGAACUUGCCAAAAAUGUAACCUCCAAGCAGUUGUAAAUAUAACCUCCAAGCAGUUGGUGUAGAAAUUUCCCUAUUUCACUUGUUAAUGUAGUUUAAAAUGAGUAUUUUUCAAGAUGACAACAUUAACGGCUGGAAUUAGAGUAAUCAGAGACGUAUUAGUUGAAUACAUCGAUAUUGACUACUCACUAUGGCUAACUUGGAUGCUAACUCCUCUGUUAUUAUCGUUUCUCUUGCCUUUUGUUAUAAUAUUGCUAUUUUGCACUACUGCAAUGAUUCUAUAUGUAUAUAAGCACAGGGAAAAAUUAAGGGGUCUCAGCGAACUAGAUUUUUGGAAUCGUGCGAGGAAGACUGUUGCAUUACUCUGGGAUGCCCAUGGAUGGGUGUGGUAUGGUUAUGAGAUUGAAGGCCUAGAAAACCUACCAGAUGGUGGUGCACUUAUUGUUUACUACCAUGGCACUUUACCAGUAGAUCUUUACUAUUUUAUAGCUAGAGUUUACCUCAUGAAAAACCGCCUGGUACAAACUGUAGCUGAUAGAUUUCUUUUCAAUGUUCCUGGAUGGAAUAUAAUUUCAGAAGGUAUAAAGGUGAUACCUGGUACUGUGAACACUUGCUGUCAGAUUGUGGAAUCUGGUCAUUUACUGGCAGUUUCUCCUGGUGGAGUGUAUGAAGCCCUGUUUGGUGAUCAGAGCUACCCGAUUAUGUGGAAAUCCAGAGUGGGGUUUGCUAAAGUAGCAUUACAAGCAAAAGUUCCAAUUAUUCCCAUGUUUACUGAAAAUGUACGUGAGGCAUUCAGAACAAUGGCUCCAAUGAAAAGUCUCUGGCUGAAAUUAUAUAACUGGACAAGGCUUCCAAUUAUGCCAAUAUAUGGUGGAUUUCCUGUCAAGUUAGUUACCCAUCUUGGCAGUCCUCUUUUACCAUCACCUAACAGCACUCCACAGCAACUGCAGAAAGAGUGUGCUGAAGCCAUCAGUGCACUAAUAGAGAAACAUCAGAGAUUGCCUGGAUGUAUGAUGCUAGCUGUUGCUGAUCGUUUGUACAGGAAGCCUAAGCUUGACUGAUUUUCCUUCAUCCGUUUUUUUUUUUGUACUUAAAUUUCUUUAACAUUUUAUUGGUAGUUAUGUACGUUGAUUUAUAUUGGUAAAUGUUUACUUUAUAGAGCGAUAAACCUGGAAUAAAUUAAUUUUCGAUCUGUUGAUGUUGAUUUAUAACUAUAAAUUUUUGAAUACCCAUGAAAUUUAAACAGAAUAA